Molecule: messenger RNA, 3625 nt
Organism: Haplochromis burtoni (Burton's mouthbrooder)
Lineage: Eukaryota; Metazoa; Chordata; Actinopteri; Cichliformes; Cichlidae
Gene: spry2
Product: sprouty RTK signaling antagonist 2
Exons: 3
Coding region: 1290-2291 (333 amino acids)
Biological process (GO): animal organ development; negative regulation of Ras protein signal transduction; negative regulation of MAP kinase activity
Cellular component (GO): membrane; cytosol
Source: RefSeq, a predicted model, not a curated record
ACCUGUGUACUUCUUAUUCUUUUUCUCUUUUUUUAACAAUACGCAUGCUCUUGGUUGAAGCUUUGGACUAACAAACUUUGUUCCCCCUCACAGUUUUCUUAGCUGUGGUUUUGUCACUCCCGUCCUUUAGGGUUGCACUUGGCUCAUACGUGCACUGUUAUGGUUUUAACAUAGCUGCUGGCUUAGUUUUGAGCUCAUUAUCUUAGUCACCCUUCCCCUCUUAAGUUUAUAAGGUCCCUCUUUCCCUUUUAACUUCUAAAAUUAGCCACCGCCUUCCCUUUGACUAAUGACUCAUUUAGCUUAAUUGUUCACCUGACCGCUGGUGUCUGGUUAUUAGGAAGUAGCAGUGUCCAAGUUGGCACGUGUUUGCUCGUACGUGCACCCACAGUUUGCACUGUUUCCGUCCGCUGCUGCGAGCUGUCCGCUUAGCUUUUCUUUCUUUUAAACGUGUUUUCCGUGCCGCAUGUUUGCAUUAUAAAUCUCAUGCACACAGUGGCAAGGCGCUUAUCGGUUGCGUAUCAGAACCCGCGCGAGUUAUUGGGCUUUCUGGUUUUACUCAGCAUUCAAUUUUUUUAAUGUCUUUUUUUUUUUUCUUUUUGGCUGAUGCUCUGUUUAGUUUUAGGAAGCUCGAUCCUGUCACAGAGCUCCAGCUUCCCUCCCACUGUCACAGACUCCUGUGUGGAGGCGUCUGUUUUAACCAGGCUUAUAAAACCAAAAGAACCCAAGAUAUUCCCAAAGAUGUCCCACCAUACACAAAGCCUCUGAGUGCACUCCCACUUAACAUGGCCUCUUUCUUUGCUCCAAACUUCUUCUUCAAAUCUUGUCACUCAUCAUCUUUUCAGCUGUCUAACAAUGUAAAAAUGUGCUCGAAUGGGGAAGGUUGCUGCAGGCCAUUUGCCACUUGCCACAGGAACAAACAAAAGCCGUUCCUGUAUUGUAACUGAAAAGAGGGGUGGCCUUGGUCCCUCCACUUCUCGAAAAAGAUUGCAUUUAAAAGGUAAUUAGCACGAGCACAAGAAUCAAGACCUUUUUUUUUUUUUUCGUUUUCACCACCCUAUCACUUUGGUGUGAGGCAGUGGUUUAAAUGAGCCUGUGUACAGAGCACUUUUGUUAAUACAUUCAAAGGGAAACUAUGGCUGAUCUGGGCCAGUGGUGAUGUCUUCUAACAUCUUAUGAUAGAACGACAAUUUCAGAUCUGACAGUUGACUACCAAGCAACCGAUUGGCUUUUCUGAGUAUAAGGACUUCAGAUGUGUCCCCUGCCAGCCACAGUGGCCCUUCAGUCACGAGAUGUUUUCCAGAAGUCAGAACGACAGCGACGGGGGAGGAGGGCAGCAGGGGUCAUCAUUGAACCGGCCAGCGGGUACACUGAAUGACGAAGGGAGCUCUGAACCACGGACUCGGCAGACUGAUGACGGUCCUUCAAAUCCCGGGUUGAACAAAGGACAGCUGCCCCAUACUGAACCAGUGCUAUCUCUGGAUCAGAUUAGGAUAACUGGGAGUAGCAAUGAGUACACAGAAGGGCCCACUGUUGCCCAAAAGUCUCCAGGUACUCAGGAUACAUCACAGGGCUUAGGAGGCAGUGGACAGCAGGAGACUCAAAAAGAGAGGCCUUAUAAUCUCCGCAACCUGCACGGAAACUCUUCCACGCCGGGUGCUAUGCAGUCUUCCAGUGUAGACGACUCCCAUAGCAGCAUCAGGACCAGCGUGGGAAGCGUUUCUUCAGACCAGAGGCUUAUCGGCAGCCCAGAGAACGGCGAACAGAUAAUCAGAACACAGCCCAAGCGUUCUGAACUGAACUCAGAGGAGCUGAAACCCCUGAAUGAGGAGUCCAGGCCAGUAGUGGUGAUGACGAGCAGCAGUGUCAAUAGAAAUCAAGGUAAACACUCGGUUAGGUGUGAGGACUGCGGCCGAUGUCAGUGUUCAGAUUGCCGUCGCCCACGGGUGCUCCCUUCCUGUUGGAUGUGCGGCCGGCGGUGCGUGUGCUCAGCAGAUAGUGCAGUGGAGUACGGGACGUGCGUCUGCUGCAUAAAAGGCCUUUUCUACCACUGCUCCAGCGACGACGAGGACACGUGCACGGACAAGCCAUUCUCGUGCACGCAGUCCCACUGCUGCGUCCGCUGGGUCACCGUGUCGCUCCUCUCCUUGUUCUUGCCCUGUAUCCUGUGCUACCUCCCGGUUAAAGGAUGCGUGGCAGUGUGUCAGUGCUGCUAUGACAGAGCCAAACGACCCGGCUGUCGGUGCAAGAACUCAAAUUCAGUCCACUAUGAGGAUGUCCGGAAACCAACGUAGACGUAGUGUGUGUGUUGAGAUGGAUGAAAUGGCUCUACGCUCACUCAACUCGAUAGGCAUGUAGUUGUGUAGAUGAAAGGUUUUAAUAGAGAUCUAAUAAUGCUGUUGUGCUUAAGGUUUUGUAUUUUUCAUCUAGGUUAUUACAAUAUCUGCUGAAAAAUGGCCUUAAUAUGCUGCCUUUUUAAAGUGGGCUCAGAAAAAUCUCUGUACUAAAGGCAUGGGAGGUGCAUUCACUCACCCUAGCAUUAGGAGUUUCACUUGAAAGGUAAACCAAAAGAAGCGCUCUACAUUUAAAGGUAUGAAGACAUAUUCAACUACUGUCUUUUUUUCCUCCUUUUUUCUUAAUGUCCUGAAAAACUUGUUCACUCAAGUGCCCUCGUUGUUUUAUUGUUAUGAGAGUCCAGCAGAUAGUGUCUUCUCUCUUUUUGUUGUUUUAACAUUUAAUACAACUUGUAUGCUAAGAACAGAUUCCUGUUACUGACUGUAAAGUUUUAAUUGCAAACGGUGUGCGUACGUCAGAAAACGAGUUGAACAGAUGUUUUAUUUUUGUACAUAAUACUUCAACUGAGAAAAGUUUUCUGCCAUGCCAGAGGCACCUUGAUGAAUCCAUACCUAAACUAAUCAGCCACAACAUUAAAACCACUGACAAGCGAAGCAAUGAUGUCAUUGCAGUAUAAGGUUUGCCCGGGAAACGUACCGCCCAUUUAAACGUUGUUUACGCAAAGCCCCACCCGGGACAGGGGACAGUGUUCCCAUCACACUUCAUAAACUCCUCAGGAACGAUUUGAAAGAACACGUUAAAAUAUCCCAAACUGAUCAGAAACAAAGUCACCAACCCACAACCCAUGACAGUGUCCCCACUGCCAGACACAACAUUAAUCACAGUGUUUUUUAAGAAAAGGGAGACUGGUGGUUUUAAUGUUUUUGGCUAAUGGGUGUAUAUGAAUCAGAUAAUUGACCUUUUGUUUGUUUGAAAUUUUGUUUUACGUUCACUGGAAUGUUUCUUAAUCACGUUUAUGUAAUUUACAAAAGAAAGAUCUUAUCCCUUCUACUUGUAAAUUGUACAGUGACCUUAUAUGAAAAUUCUAUUUUCAUAUAACUUUAAAUAUAAAGUUAAAACUAUAUAUUUAUUUGAAGGUUUAUUAUUUUAUAAUGAUAAAAUAUUUAUUUUGAGAAGGCAUCAAUGUUUCGCCUCUUUGUGGGAGAAGGGGUCACUCUGUAGUCACUGCAAGAUCAGAGAUGACCCUGUACGAGUGUCAAAGCUGGAUGAAUAUUUCACUAUGGAUUAGGAGACAAAUAUAUUAACGUUUGACAUUAAACAACCCUGAAGUCUG